This is a messenger RNA of Ictalurus furcatus (blue catfish), 2517 nucleotides long. It is a transcript of the gene scn1ba, whose product is annotated as sodium channel, voltage-gated, type I, beta a. Gene Ontology annotation, biological process: sodium ion transport; regulation of heart rate by cardiac conduction; cardiac muscle cell action potential involved in contraction. The transcript has 5 exons. Gene Ontology annotation, molecular function: sodium channel regulator activity. Gene Ontology annotation, cellular component: voltage-gated sodium channel complex. The record is from RefSeq and is a predicted model, not a curated record. Lineage: Eukaryota; Metazoa; Chordata; Actinopteri; Siluriformes; Ictaluridae. The coding region runs from base 1600 to 2295 and encodes 231 amino acids.
CCACCUCCACCUCUCUCUCUCUCUCUCUCUCUCUCUCUCAGUCAGUGCUGUAUCCUUCCUUCCCCUCGCAUCAUGCCAUCCCUCCUCCGUCCGGAUCUUUGGAAAUGCGUACACUGGCCUCAUUCAAGGACGAAAUAAACGCUUUGGAAGAAAAGAAAUAUUACUCCUGCAUUAAUAUUUAAUAAAGCACCGGAUUUUUAAGGGAGAAAGAGAGGAGCUACGGUAGGAAUAGGAGAGAGAGAGAGAGAUCCUGCGGCUCUGUCCCAAAUCCACAUGCACAGUGUGCAAGGUAGGCAGCAUGAAGGACUGAAGGACACACUCUAUUCGUUUUAUAUAUCUUUAUUUUUUGCAACUCAUGCAGUUUUGACUGAAUGAUUCAGAUGAUGGAAUGUAGCCUCUACUGAACUGAAUGCAUAAUUCAUGCGUACUGUACCAUUUUUAUUCCGACUUAAUGAAUGAUUUCUGAUUGAAAGAGAAGCUUUUAUUUUUUGUGAAUCAUCCAAUCAUAUGACCAUCUGGUAUGAAGGAUAACUGAAGCUGCAGAGGUGGACCACUGAAGAAGAAGAAGAAGAAGAAGAAUCCUUACUGUAAUCUGUCUGACCUGAACGCACUCAUCUAUACUCAUUAAAAAAAGAUAAGGGUAGAGAACAGAUUAAAUAUUUAUGUCGGCACACGUCCAUGAAGAUUUCCAUGAGGUCUUCGCUCUCGGGACGUUUCUGUAAGUUUUAAAAUUGAACAAUCCGUACACUUCUAGGUCUUCAUGUAGGUCUUGUCCACUCAUCGUCCAUUUUCAUAGAGCAAUAAUAAUAAUAAUAAUAAUAAUAAUAAGAGCAAGCAUUUCACUGGAAUGUAUCGGCUACGUGAAACCAAAGACGUGUAAAACAAACAACAACAAAAAAAGUUCUCCGAUCCACACUUCCAAUCUUCCAUUCUCAAUCAGUCACUGUGGGACAUCUUCUUCAUCUACAUCUUCAUCAACUUCAUCCUCUUCUCAGGUUUUCCUUUCUCACGCUCGUCAUUCCUCCCGAUCGAUCCGAUCACGAUCUUCCAUGCUAUGCACUCAUCACAGACUUUCUUUUUCUCUUAAACAUCACAAACCUCAAAAAGUUCAAGUCUUCCGUUACGAAUAAGGAAAGCUGUAAAGCGUAAAGAUCCAUCUCUGGACAGAUCAUUUUUCUUUCAAACAAAAACCUAGUAGCUACGAUAAGCAUAGGCUAGCAACACAACGCUAACAAAAGAGAGUCACAGCAUCGAAAAAACUAAACUGAACAAAAGAAAACAAAAGAAAACAAAAACAAAAAAAAACCUUGUGGAUUCAUAAGCCGAGCGAAGAGCAUCGCCGAAGUGAACGCUCCUUUACUAAGCUGUCGUGAACACUUCGUCACUAAAGUGCACUGGAACUGAAGGUAGCGUUGCUAACGCAGAAGUAAACAAGAAGUGCACUGAAGGACGGUAAACACUGCAGGACCACGUGGAGAAAGUGAACACUGCAUCACUUAACACUUCCUCUGUGGGGGUUCGACUCUUCCACUGCUGCAUCCUGGGACACACUCGGAGAGCCUCUGAUCUACAGCAGCGUGUCUGUGAGUGAGUGUGUAUAUGUGUGUGUUCCUCUCCUGGGUGAAGAUGCCUGCAGUCCAGAUGAGGUGGCUCUCCGUACUGCUGCUGUGCGUCAUACAGGCUCGGCUCAGCAGCUCGGCGUGUGUGGAGGUCGACUCGGACACCGAGGCCGUGGCAGGAAAAGAUUUCAAGCUGGGCUGCAUUUCCUGUAAGAUGCGCGGCGAGGUGGACGCCACUGCCACCGUCGACUGGUCGUUCAUGGCGAAAGGAGAGAGCGAGUUCACCCAAAUCUACAGUUACAGCAACAUGGUGGGCGAGGUGAUAGGCGAUCACUUCGUGGAACGUAUCGAGUGGAUGGGAAGUAAAAAGACGUUGGACCUGCAGGACGGAUCUCUAAACAUCCUCAACAUCACCUACAACGACACGGGGACGUACCGCUGCUACUUCGACCGCACGCUGUCCUUCGACUACUACGAGUUUCGCACCAACGCCACCAAAUUCAUCACCAUCAACGUCGUGGCCAAAGAGACCCGUGGUUUGGCCUCCAUCCUGUCGGAGGUGAUGAUGUACGUGUCCAUCAUCGGGCUGCAGCUGUGGUUACUGGUGGAGAUGGUUUACUGUUACAGGAAAAUCGCCGCCGCUGGAGAGGAAGCACUGAGAGAGAGCGCGGCCGAGUAUUUAGCCAUCACGUCUGAGAGUAAAGAUAACUGCACCGGUGUGGCUGUGGCCGAGUAACACACACUCGCGCACACACACACACACACACACACACACACACACACACACACAGGUACGUUUACCAGCUCUGUUCACACACACACACAUUUUUAUUAGUAGUAAUAUUAUUAUUAUUAUUAUUAUUGCUAUUUUACAGCAUUAUUCAUUAUUAUUUUCUUAUUUAAAAUGCAUUAUAGGAUAUAAUAUUGUAUUAAAUACGCACACACUGAUCAGCCAGAA